AUUGCGCACGUGAUAACCGGAUCGUCAGAUUCGUCAAGUCAGAUCGCGCUUUCUUCGGCGCGGCGCGUUUACGUGGUUUCGUGUAGUUUCGUGAACCGUUACAAUAAACGAUUACGCGAGGGAGAAGAUAGAAAGCGAGGAGAACACUAUCUCCUCGAUAGUAUGAAUUGUUGUAAUCUUCUUAUGCGUUACCAUACACACACCCUACCCACUUCGUUGCUAAUUACAUCGUAGGUGUUAUCGGGAAAAAUCAAUUUCCACGCGUUUCUGCGACGCUAUAAUGCAAAGCAAUAUGACGACAGACAUCGCACAUUGUUGUUUCUCACGAAUGCAUGUCGUCGCAUGACAAUGAAUGUGACUGCGAGUUUUUGUGUGUACGAAGGUGGAGGUGUCAGUGAUCUCCCUUAUGUUUCACAAGGGAUACAGAAGUUCAGUGAAUAAGACUUUCAACGAUGGAUUAUGAUUAUAUGCCCUUUCACAGGGAGAAAGACUUUCAUAAUAGGUGUUGUGGUGGAAAACUUUGGUGUAUUAAGGAUAUAUGCGGGAUUAUAUGUGCGGUAUUAACAUGGCUUCUGAUAAUUUAUGCAGAAUUUGUAGUAAUGGCAGUAAUUCUUAUUCCUACUAUAAAUACAUUAUAUUCCAGCCUGAAUAUGGCCAUUUUUCAGUCUCUAGCAUUUUUGGCUUUUGCAUCACAUUUAAGAACCAUGUUUACAGAUCCGGGUGCAGUACCAAAAGGUAAUGCAACAAAAGAGAUGAUACAACAAAUGGGAUUUAGAGAUGGACAAGUUAUCUUUAAGUGUCCAAAAUGUUGUUCUAUCAAACCUGACAGGGCACAUCAUUGUUCUGUUUGUCAAAGGUGUAUUAGAAAAAUGGAUCAUCAUUGUCCAUGGGUCAACAAUUGUGUGGGAGAAAAUAAUCAAAAAUAUUUUGUACUUUUUACUUUUUAUAUAGCGGGCAUAUCUCUACAAUCUCUAUUUUUGUGUAUACAACAAUUCACAACGUGUGUCAGACAAGAAUGGAGGGAAUGCUCCACGUUUAAUCCACCAGCGACGGUAGUGUUAUUGUUAUUUUUGGCAUUCGAGGCACUUUUAUUUGCCAUUUUUACUGCUGUGAUGUUAGGCACACAACUACAAGCUAUUUGGAAUGAUGAAACUGGCAUAGAACAACUUAAAAAAGAGGAAGCUAGAUGGGUUCGUAAUAGUAGAUGGAAAUCAAUUCAGGCAGUUUUUGGAAGAUUUUCGAUAGCUUGGUUCUCCCCUUUUACCUCACCUCCUAAUUCAAAGACAAAAUUAGAUUCGUACCUUUAUUCUGUCUAAAUUAUAUAUUUUGAUACGUAUAACCAUGACUUACAUAGAGGAAUACUUAGUGUACAUAAAUACUAAUUAAUUUUAAUAUUCAUGUAUGUGAUUGAUAUAUAGAAUAAUUCUGAAAACUGAUGGAAAAUAUCAGAAAAAAAUUUUGUGCACACAUGUGUAUAAUGUAAAAUUUAAUGAGCUUUAUCUCUUUAUGAUAAUAUUUUUUUUUACAGUAAAUAUAUUGAUACAUCUGAAAUGAUUGCACAAUAUUUUUAAACAUUUUAUUUUAAUGUUCUUUUUUUUUUAAAUAAUCACAUAAUUUUUAUAUAAAAAUUGAUUUUUCUUAAAAUUUUUUAAAUCAUGCAACAUUUUUCCAUUUUCUAUAAUUAUUCUGUAUAUGUUAUAAUGUAUAAGGACAGAUAUAUUGUGUUCAAUUCUGAGAAUUUUGUUUUGAAUUUCACAAUCAAAUUUUAUAUUAUUUUUCAAACUUUUUAUUAUCGCUAGUAAAAAAGACAUUGUGAUAGUAAAAGUAUUGAAAUUUAAUGCAGUUUAAAGCUUUUCAUCUCUUAUUGACAUAUUGAUUUAUUAUGUCAAAAAUUGUGAAUCUUUUUUUGUGAAAUAUAUCAAAAUAAAUUAGUUUCCAUUAUUCAUAUUCCAUUAUAUUUGAUAAUAUAAAUUGGUAAACUCUUUAGACUUUUGAAAUUGUGGAUUAAUAAAUGGAUAUUAAUCUUGGCCAAUUACUAUAAGGUCUAUUUUUUUUGUAAAUGUAAAACAUGCGAACCAGUUGUAUGCAUAUUUAUUAAGACAUAUAAUAAAGAACCAAGCUUUUGGUAUACUUUAUCAAUUCAUGUUAUCAAAUAUGUGGUGGAAGAUGAAAAAAUUAAUUUACUUUUACAUAUCCUGCAGAAAAAAAGAAAAAUUUAUAUGAUUUCUGACUUCUGACAGAAUUUCAAACUCCUGUUUUAAUGAUAAUGAUAAGAGCUUUAAUAAUUAUUGUAAUUAACUGUUUACAUUUGUUUUUUUUUAUAAAAGGUCUAUUUGUUACUAUAUCAUAUUCAUUUAUUUCAUAUUAAACAAUUGAGAAUUGAUUACACAUAUAUAGGUUGUAAAACAUAAUAUAUGUAAUACAAUUUUUAUAAUUAUAAUGAAAAAUAUGUAAGAAUUCCUUAAUAUAAGAUUCCUUAAUAUAAUUCUUUAAUAUAUGUAGUAUAGAUAUAUGUUUAUAUCUUUUGCGCGCGUGGAAUAUUUGUAAUUUUAUACUAUUAUCCAACAAAAUAUUGUUCCAAUUGCAUUAUAAUAACAUUGACAGAAAAGUACUUAAGAAUAAUAAGGGCUGAAUUUACGUUUUCUACGUCUUUGGAUGCAAUAUUUUUGGAGUGUUAAAAUACAUAAACUUGAAGUAUUAGAAUACAUAAUCAGGCACGAUUUAUAUUUGUACUAUUUACAACUAGUAUGUAUAAAAUGGUUUGCCUUAUACUAUCGUAUAAAGAUUUUUAUUUACUAAAUUUUAAAA
Molecule: messenger RNA, 2808 nt
Organism: Cataglyphis hispanica
Lineage: Eukaryota; Metazoa; Arthropoda; Insecta; Hymenoptera; Formicidae
Product: palmitoyltransferase ZDHHC3
Exons: 8
Coding region: 453-1316 (287 amino acids)
Biological process (GO): peptidyl-L-cysteine S-palmitoylation; protein targeting to membrane
Cellular component (GO): Golgi apparatus; endoplasmic reticulum
Molecular function (GO): protein-cysteine S-palmitoyltransferase activity
Source: RefSeq, a predicted model, not a curated record